Molecule: messenger RNA, 1689 nt
Organism: Leptomonas pyrrhocoris
Lineage: Eukaryota; Euglenozoa; Kinetoplastea; Trypanosomatida; Trypanosomatidae
Product: putative axoneme central apparatus protein
Exons: 1
Coding region: 157-1689 (510 amino acids)
Biological process (GO): cilium movement
Cellular component (GO): microtubule cytoskeleton
Molecular function (GO): microtubule binding
Source: RefSeq, a predicted model, not a curated record
GAGGAAAAACAGAGGAGACUUUUCUCACCCCCUCCCUCUCACUUUCACCACUGUUCAGCUGUCGCUGCGUUUGACUGCGUGCGCAAGUGUGUGCUUGCUUAUUGUUCAUCUUCCUAUUGUCCGUGCUCUACCACCCGCAUUAGCUACCCCUAUCCAAUGUCCAACCGCGUCAUCCUGCAGACCUUCGAUGAGUACCAGAAGGCGCGCGUGAAGUUCGUGCAGACGAUCGCCGACCUGGCGUCGAAGCCGGCCAACAUCGAGCCGCUGCAGCAGGCCGGCAUCAUGCAGCUGCUGCGCCCCCUCCUGCUGGACAGCGUCCCGUCUGUCCAGCAGUCCGCUGCACUCGCCAUCGGUCGUCUCGCCAACUUCAGUGAGGAGAUGGCCGAGAACGUCGUCUCGGGUGAUGUCCUUACGCAGCUGGUGUACUCGCUGGGCGAUCAAAAUCGGUUUUACAAGAAGUCCGCCGCGUUCGUGCUGCGCAGCGUGGCCCGUCACUCCCCCCAGUUGGCGCAGGCGGUGGUGGACAGCCAGGCGGUGGAGGCGCUCGUGGGCUGCCUGGAGGAGUUCGAUCCGACGGUGAAGGAGAGCGCGGCGUGGGCCCUCGGCUACGUCGCCCGCCACAACGCCGACCUCGCACAGGAGGUGGUGGACAAGGGGGCGGUGCCGCCGUUGGUGCUGUGCGUGCAGGAGCCGGAGCUGUCCUUGAAGCGUGUGGCGGCCUCGACGCUGGGCGACAUCGCGAAGCACAGCCCCGAGCUGGCGCAGUCGGUUGUCGACCAGGACGCCAUCACCCACCUCGCCCCUCUCAUCACGAGCAGCGAUGCGAAGCUGAAGCGGCAGGUGUGCCAGUGUCUCGCGCAGAUCGCGAAGCACAGCGUGGAGCUGGCUGAGUUGGUUGUGGAGGGCGAGAUCUUUCCCAAGAUAUUCCUCUUGCUGGCGGACAGCGACGAGGUGGUGCAGAAGAACGCGGCGACGUGCAUCCGCGAGAUCGCGAAGCACACGCCGGAGCUGGCGCAGCUGGUGGUGAACGCCGGCGGCGUGGGUGCCCUCGUCGAGUACGCGAGCACCACCAAGGGCAGCACGCGUCUGCCUGGUAUUAUGACCCUCGGCUACCUCGCCGCCUUCUCCGAGACGCUCGCGCUGGCCGUCAUCGUGGCCCACGGCAUUGCCCCCCUCGUGGAUGCGCUGGAGAAGGAGAAGGAGGACCACAUUCGUGCCGCGGCGGCGUGGUCGCUUGGCCAGCUGGGCCGCCACAGCGCUGACCACGCCAAGUCCGUCGCCGACUGCAACGUGCUGCCCCGCCUGCUCGACGCCUACCUCAACCCGAACAGCUCUGACGAUCUGCAGACGAAGAGCAAGCGGGCGCUGAAGGCGAUCAUUCAGCACUGCGUCUACCUCCCCGCCUUAGAGCCACUGCUGCACCCCGACGCGCCGCAGGACGUGCUGAAGUACGUGUGUGCGCAGUACGCGAAGGUGCUGCCGACCGAUGUCGCUGCAAAGCGGGAGUUUGUGGCGAACCGCGGCCUGGCCACGACUCAGCGCAUCAAGACGGAGCCUGGUAGCACGCUGGCGGAGUCGAUCCAGACUAUCAACAGCUGCUUCCCGCCGGAGAUUGUGGAGUACUACUCCCCUGAGUACGCGCAGACCUUUAUAGAGAAGAUUGAGAACUACCACGUCCAGCAGCAUUGA